Messenger RNA from Naegleria gruberi, 1430 nucleotides. RefSeq lists its product as uncharacterized. The coding region runs from base 1 to 1317 and encodes 438 amino acids. Lineage: Eukaryota; Heterolobosea; Eutetramitea; Acrasida; Naegleriidae. The record is from RefSeq and is a predicted model, not a curated record. The transcript has a single exon.
AUGUCUUCAAAUUAUCCACCUCCUUUCAAUCCUUCUCUGAAUACACCAACCUCAUCAGGGGCACAACAACAAAAUAAUCAACAAGUGCCCCAAGAACAAGAAGGAGAUCAAGGAUUUGCUCUUCAUCCAUAUAUUAGACAAUUUGCUAACGUUAAUAAUACCAACACAUUAUCAUCAGCUGAUGCACCAACAGUUUUAUCAUCCGGAUCAUUGUCUACUAAACAGAGUCUUGAUAGUGAAAGUUAUAAUCCAAAUGUUGUUGGUAGUAGUGGUUCUUCUCCUCUGAUCCAAUCAUCCUCCUCACCAAUAACAUCUCCACAACAAGUAAUUCCACAGGGAUAUUCUGUAAAUAACAAUACAUUCCUUCCACCACAACAAGCCUAUUACACAAACUCUGGCAUCUUUAGAAAUGUUCCUAGUCAUAAUGGGUUAUUAUCUGAUGGAAAUAUCGAACCAGUUCUAAACAAAGGAGAAGGCCCACAAUUUCAAUAUUUUGGAAUUGGUCCUUGUUGUUGUUGGGAAGUAUUAGUUUGGAUCUUGUCAAAGAUGACAUUUGGUAUUGUGGAGGCCUUCUUUGCUAUUCCAAUGGCCAAUAGUCAAAUUAGUGAAAUGAUUGUUGGAGGAAGAAGACUCAAAUUUGAUACUCAUGAUCCAUGGCUAAAGGUUCCAAUACUUUGCAUUAUUAAUAACUUUAUCAAUUCAUCAACAUUUGGAUUGUGGUACUUGUCUGGAAUGAUGCACAUCUUUUACUAUUCUGAGCUUGAUAGACGUAUUUCUUGGGGAGAAGUCGUAGAUCCUGAUGCUGAAAAUAAUAUAGUGUGGCAUCCAAUUGAUGAUGGAAGAGAAAAGUUCAAAAUCUUGUCUGCCUUCCCAGGAGUAACCACUGAAAUUGUUACUUGGGGAGCAAGAUUGUUUUCUGUUACAUUCUUAUUGGGAUUUGCUGAACCUUGGAUUAAAUCAUAUUACUAUUCAAGAUUGAUGCCAAAGAUGGAAUUUGGAGGUGUUGGACAAUUUUACUAUGCCAACAAAAACCCAACAACCUAUGGAAGAGACAAACUCAAGGUAGUGUUUAAUGCAAGAGGUCAUCAAAUUUUCUUCCGUUGGUUGCAAGGUCACAUUAUUGUAUUGGCCUCGUGUGGAAUGUUUUUGUGCUGCUUUGGAAAUUGGAUUGAUGCCUUCAUGAACAGAUACCUUCAUGUUGACGAAACAGUUACCACCACAUUGAGUCCAUUCAUAAUUUCUGAAGAGUCACUCUCUGUUGCUCAAUCUCCAAGCGAGCCAAGCACAUACAAUUACCGAAUUCCAACCAAUGUUUAAUGUUGUUAUCAUAAACAAGCAUUUAUGUUAACAAGUUCCAAUAACAUAACAACAUUUGAUUUAUCGAUUCAAUUAGAAAGUAAAACCAAAUAAUGUCAACAAUGUGUCAUGAU